GGGCUUUAGUGUGCAGACCUUAGUCCCCGGGUUCUGUUUGUGCAGUUAAAUGCACGACAUCCUGCAGUUCAGUGUGGGUGUGGCAGGGACUGGAGAGAUUGUUAAGUGAUUUUUAACUUCUAUUAAUCAAAAUUUAACUUUUAUAAAAUAAAAUAGUAGGUAUAUCGCUCGAGUUCGUGAAGACUUAGCUGAUUUUUAAUAAUUAAUAAGUUUUUUCUGCCAAUGAGCAUUAGAUUACUGCUGACUUGUUAGUGUCACAGUACCUUGUGGUAGUUUCUCUGCAGGGUUUAAAGGUGUAUCCCAGUUUGGGGUUUUUUUUCCCUGUUCUGUCCGUAGGAAAUUAUCUUUAUAAGGCUGUAGGGAGAAAUACCUCUAGAGGUCCAUACAUGCCAUUAAUAUGUUACAAGGAUCGGUCAGUCCCAUUGUCUUCUUUUGUCAAUCUUAAUCGGAGCUUGCCGAGGAAGUCUGUAAGCCUGCAUGUGCCUGGCAACUGUUACCUAGUGACAGUUCAGCUGCAGUAGCCAUUGGCUGUGCUGUUGAUUGGGGCAGGAGGACCGAGUCACCUUUCUGAUGGUGAGUUCUUCUGCAUCAGCUCAGGACAAGGAGGAGGAGCCGGGCUCCGGCUCAGGUGGAGGCAGUGAUGCUGAGAGAUUGUGAAGAAUAUCCGACAGCAUCCUGGGAACUGCAUCACAGUGAGUCGGACUUCUGAAUCAAGCAGCCCAGCCUAGCAACUGAUAAGAGUGAAUGUAGGUGAGAAGCAUUACCUUAUUCCUGUAACAGGAGAACUGUUUUUUGCAAGUGAAACUGGGAAUGUGCAAGGAGGAAUAUCUUGUGGCUGUUUUAAAAGAAGAAGGACUUCCCUGAAUGACUCGGUGAUGCACAAGAAAAUAACUUUCGGAAGAGUGCCGCCGCAUUGUUCCUGAGGGAAUGUCUGUGUUUUUCAUGCAUGGUCUUUCUUCAGAAGGUGCGACAGCAAAGGCUGACAAGCAACUCUCCGAAAUGCCUGCACUUUAAAAGAGACUUUUGACAAUGUUAACCUUAUGCCAGAACGACCUUGGAAGCCUUCUGGGUGGAUUCUCUCCUGCCAGCCUUUCAGUGUUUCGGACUCUAGGAUUUAAACUCAUCUUGAUGCAUUAGAGGGAUUUUAAAAGAAGACCAUUUUACAACCCACCUAAUGGCCCCUGUGUUAAUUGAGCACUUGCUCAAAAUAGAACGCAGAAAUAGAAGAGACAUUUUUUUUAAACAUAUGGCUGCUACAUAACUGCAAAAAUAGCAAACAAGUUGGUCCCUAAGAAACAGCCUUUCUGAGGAGGAUGAACAGCCCACAGAUGCUUUUCUUUCUUUGGCAAUUGAUUUUUUUUUCUUUUUGCAGAUUUAAUUUUUCAUAGUGCAAGGUAAUAAAUCCAUUUUCUCUAGAAGUGCCUUGUGUCUGCAAAAAGUUCUUUGAGACCACCAGAGGAAGCUAAUGAGUGACCUUUUCCCACCUCCUUUGUAGCUUUUCCCCUCCUCUUCCCCCUCAGAGCUGAGGUGUGUCAUGCUGCACAGAGGCUGAUGAGGAGAUCUGGGUCCUGUCUGGGAUGCUCAGCUGUGACAGAAGCGCUGCUGCCGUCUCCCGAAGCCGGUCUGAGACGCUCAGGUGCAGAGUCCAACAGAUGCUGGGCAGGGCACCGCCUUGCUGUAGCCGAAGCUGCAAGUCCCCCUGAUUCCAAGCCAUGAAUGAGUCCAGGUGGCCUGAAUGGAGGAUCCUGAACCUGAGCAGUGGCCUCGUGAAUGUGUCUGAGCGUCACUCCUGCCCACUUGGAUUUGGCCACUACAGUGCCGUGGACGUCUGCAUCUUUGAGACGGUGGUUAUUGUCUUGCUGACGUUUCUGAUCAUUGCUGGGAAUUUAACGGUCAUCUUUGUCUUUCACUGUGCUCCACUCCUACACCAUUACACCACCAGCUACUUCAUCCAGACGAUGGCAUAUGCUGACCUUUUCGUUGGAGUUAGCUGCUUGGUUCCCACUCUCUCACUUCUCCACUACUCCACAGGUAUCCACGAGUCACUGACCUGCCAGGUUUUCGGAUAUAUCAUCUCGGUUCUGAAAAGUGUUUCUAUGGCAUGUCUUGCCUGCAUAAGCGUGGAUCGCUAUCUUGCCAUCACCAAGCCUCUUUCCUACAAUCAGUUGGUCACCCCUUGUCGACUCAGAAUUUGCAUUAUUUUAAUCUGGAUCUACUCCUGCCUAAUUUUCUUGCCUUCUUUUUUUGGCUGGGGGAAACCUGGUUACCACGGGGACAUUUUCGAAUGGUGUGCCACCUCUUGGCUCACCAGUGCCUAUUUCACUGGCUUUAUUGUUUGUUUACUUUACGCUCCUGCUGCCUUUGUUGUCUGCUUCACUUACUUCCACAUUUUCAAAAUUUGCCGGCAGCACACCAAAGAGAUACAUGACCGGCGGGCCCGGUUCCCUAGCCAUGAGGUGGAUGCCUCUGGCGAGACUGGACACAGCCCCGACCGUCGCUACGCCAUGGUCCUGUUUCGGAUAACCAGCGUAUUUUAUGUGCUGUGGCUCCCCUAUAUCAUUUACUUCCUGCUGGAGAGCUCCCGGGUCUUGGACAACCCGACACUGUCCUUCCUGACAACCUGGCUGGCUAUAAGUAAUAGUUUUUGCAACUGUGUAAUCUACAGCCUCUCCAACAGUGUGUUCCGGCUGGGCCUCCGGAGGCUGUCCGAGACGAUGUGCACAUCCUGCAUGUGUCUGAAGGAGCAGGACACACGGGACCCCAAGCCCAGGAAGCGGGCUAAUUCCUGCUCCAUUUGAAGAGAACUGCACAGUAAAUCACGUGUAAUCUGACAGUGGUUUGGGAUCGCAGUCUUGAUUCACCUGGAAACUUGCCACGGGAGAAGAGAAAUAUUUACUUGAAUAGUUGACUGAGAGAUAAAGGGACUGAGGGUUUCUUUUUUCCUCCUUUUUUUAUGGAGGAAAAAACUACAGAAAAGGAUGUGUAGGGAGUAAUCUCGUGAGACAGUUGCAGCAUGUGAGUAUAAACGUGCAGCAGCAGGAGAAAGGAAGCGCUGGGGACGGCCAGAGUGUCUCACAUCUUCCACAGGACGCGGCGCAGCCCCUGGUGUCUCUGUCCAACCGAGCUCUCGCCUCCGUCUUUGUCUCUCGUUCUGUCUCUGUCUCUCUCGCUCCCACUGUGUCCGUGGAAAUCACAGCGUUUGCUCUCGAGAGAAAAAUGCCACAUAUUAUAUAUGUGGCAAAGUAUAAUCUUUGGCACCAAAGUGUGCUUUAACACACUGAUCUGAAAUUCCUAAGUGGUCUCUCACGGAGGAUGCACAGUAAGCGUCGUAUGUUAGUUACCUGCCACACAACCCCUUUGCUGGUGUUUUUAUAAUCUCUGCAGCACAAAAUUUCUGUCCCGAGCAAAAAGAAACAGUGUUUUUAUUUCACCAGGGUAGAAUUAUGUCCCCCACCCCUCCUUCCUGACAGCCUGCUGUAUUUUUCUUCAUCUGCAUCUUUUGGUACCUUAAUCCAGAAGUGUCUUAGAUAAUGAAAGAAUCUACUGUAUAAAGCAAUCAUAAUGUCAAAUAAUUUAUUCCUUUUAACAAAGCAAUCAGUAGCCUGUUUGCAAUACUGUGUUGAGUAUUUUUAAUGGCUUUUGGAAUCAUUUUUUUCUGGUUCAUUUUAAGUUAUUUCAUGUACCCAAAGUGGUAUCCUUUUUGCUAUAGUAAAGCUUUGUUUUCCUCUAAGGCGAUCCACAGAUAAUUCUGAUGCAGAUGCAGGGCACUCACCCAGAGGUGAGGCAUCUGUCUCAGAGCUAUUUGGUGUGUCUUUUUUUUUAAAGAGUAAAAUAUUGACCUUUUUGUGUUAUGUCUACAAAACUUACUGUUCUGUCCACUAAUCAUUUGUGUGAUAUAUGUUUCUACACACUAUAUUUUUUACAACAAAGAUAAUGUAAAUUAUAUUAUGUAAUCUGUGCCUAAAGUUUUCUUAGCACAAUAUAUAGAUCAAUGUUGCUUAAGUCACCAACAUUGGAAAAAAUAUACAAAAACUUCUUUUAAGAGAAAAAUACUUUUGUGUAGCUGUUAUUUAUUUGUAUUAGACCAAGCUGCAUUCUUAGGGCUGCUGAGAAUAUAAUAUACUUAAUUAUGAAAUACAGGUAAGAGCUUUCAGUAUUUUCUUUUGUAAUGACCUGUUUUCAUAUUCAGAGGUUAAAUUAGCUUAUUUUUUAGUGUGCUACAUAGAAUUGUCUCAUAAUCGUCAGGGGUUUAGAUGUAGCAAAAGGCUUUGGGAAUUAGUACUGAAGCAGGUGUGAGUGGUCAAACAUCUAAAUCUUACUUUUUUACCAUAAUUUUCCUGCCUGACAGAUAUUUUAAAAUUUAUAUCAGACUACUGAGUAUUUUUCUUCUCAGCGUUUUUGAUUUGUUUGUUUUAUGAGAUGCACUGGUGAACUGUGCCUACGGAAGCCGGCCGCGCUGCACACAGCAGCGUGACUUCAGGGGUCCUUUAGUGGAGACGUCGUCAUUUUGUUAAGGUUGUUCUGAACCCCUGUAUAUUUUUAAACAUGUAAGAAAGGUUUAAAAUAAAUAAAAUAGUAUUCUAUAUAUCAAAAUCAGACUUUGCUUCAGUUUAAUAAAAUACUUAACUGGCAACAAGAGUUUACUUGCUUGGGGUCAAAAUUAAACUGUUUCACAUUUCUGUGGUUUGGGUUGUUUACAUUAGUUCUUGUCCCCUGUUUGCCCGUGGCAUCUUGGAAAAGUUGAAAUGUGCCUUUUAAGUUUAGACCAGUUCAAGGAAAACAAAGUUUAAGGAAACAUAACAGUAUAACUUUUCAGUCGUCAUAAGUAGGACCUUCAGCGUGUAUCAUGUGAGAGUCAGAUUUUUGAAUCCAUUACUCUGGAGUGUGCACCUACAGUUAGAAAAGGCUCAGUG
Molecule: messenger RNA, 4913 nt
Organism: Phyllostomus discolor (pale spear-nosed bat)
Lineage: Eukaryota; Metazoa; Chordata; Mammalia; Chiroptera; Phyllostomidae
Gene: GPR52
Product: G protein-coupled receptor 52
Exons: 2
Coding region: 1713-2798 (361 amino acids)
Biological process (GO): G protein-coupled receptor signaling pathway
Cellular component (GO): membrane
Molecular function (GO): G protein-coupled receptor activity
Source: RefSeq, a predicted model, not a curated record